AUGUCUGCCGUUGACAAUACCGAUCCCAAGGUCGAGGAGACCAAGCCCGCCGAGACGACCGAGGGCACCCCUGCUCCCGCUGCUGAAGAGGAGAAGAAGCCCGUGACUUCGUCGGCCGUCUUCUCCAUGUUUGGAGGCGGUGCUAAGAAGAAGAAGGACGACGAGGAUCGUGGUGAUACCUCGGGGAGCGCCAAGGCUCAGCGAGACGCUGCCAAGGCUGAAGCCGGCGAGGACGAAGCCCCUGAGAGCGAGGAUGUUCACUUCGAGCCCGUCAUCCGGUUGACCGAAAAGGUCGAGACCAAGACCAACGAGGAGUCGGAAGAGCAGCUGUUCAAGAUGCGUGCCAAGCUGUUCAAGUUCUCCAAGGAAAACUCGGAGUGGAAAGAGCGUGGAACCGGUGACGUUCGUCUCCUGAAACACAAGGAAAACGGCAAGUCCAGACUGGUCAUGCGACGCGACAAGACCCUCAAGGUCUGCGCCAACCACUACAUUGUUCCCGAGAUGAAGCUGUCGCCAAAUGUUGGAUCCGACCGAAGCUGGGUCUGGAAUGUUGCCGCCGACGUGAGCGAGGGCGAGCCCGAGGCUGUCACGCUGGCCAUCCGAUUUGCCAACUCUGAGAACGCCAAUCUUUUCAAGGACGCCUUCCUGAAGGCGCAGAAGGAGAAUGAAGAAAUCUUCAACAAGGCCAACAAGGCCAACGAGGCCACCGAGGCCACCGAGGCCAAAGAGGCCAGCAAGCCUGAAUAA
This is a messenger RNA of Ustilaginoidea virens, 747 nucleotides long. RefSeq lists its product as uncharacterized. The transcript has 5 exons. The record is from RefSeq and is a predicted model, not a curated record. Gene Ontology annotation, cellular component: cytoplasm; nuclear pore. Lineage: Eukaryota; Fungi; Ascomycota; Sordariomycetes; Hypocreales; Clavicipitaceae. The coding region runs from base 1 to 747 and encodes 248 amino acids. Gene Ontology annotation, biological process: nucleocytoplasmic transport. Gene Ontology annotation, molecular function: GTPase activator activity.